AUGUAUAAAGAACGAAUGGUUCAUAAGAAUGAUAUGACAGCUCUAGAGCAGCAGAUUGAUACUUUUUUACCAUCGUUGGACCUUAGAAAGGCAUCUCAGUUCUCAAAACUAUCUCGUCAUUUAGUGUUAGACGAAUCCAACGCGAGUAACGAGAAUCUUGGUGUAGAGUACUUAUGUGGCAGUGAUGAAUCCGACGACUACGAUGAGGAAUAUACAGCAGAAGCUUACUUAGCCAGGUUUGGCCAAGGACUGCAGCAGCUAGACUUGCGAAACUUGAUAAACAUCACAAAUCUAGCAUUCUGGAAAGCAUCUUCGCAGAAGGACGGAAAUCCAAUAUCGCAUGCGCUCGACGAUAAUGCACAAAAUUUUUGGCAAAGUGACGGAGCGCAGCCGCAUUCCAUCGAGGCCAGUUUCAGCAAGCGCGUGGAAAUUGUUCAGCUUGCGUUUUUUCUGUCACUAGCCAUAGACGAAUCAUACACCCCUCAGAUCUUGAAGGUGUACGCUGGUCACAGCUCCUCGGACUCUACCCUUUACAAAACGUUGGAUGUUCGCAAUGUUAACGGAUGGGUUGUGCUUACUUUUGCAGACAACAGACCACAAGACAAGCUUUUAAAGUGUCAGUAUCUGCGCAUAGAUAUUCCCGUGAAUCAUGAAAACGGGAAAGACACCCAUUUGCGUGGUAUCAGAGUUUAUACUCCCUAUCUUCGCACACCAAUCGACGGAUCUCGACUCCUGGAGACUUUUUCACUGGGCCACGUCCUUUCAGAAGGCACUAUACGAUGA
Lachancea nothofagi CBS 11611 is the source of this 783-nucleotide messenger RNA. The record is from the annotation of a GenBank genome assembly. NCBI's taxonomy places the organism in Eukaryota, Fungi, Ascomycota, Saccharomycetes, Saccharomycetales, Saccharomycetaceae.